Emiliania huxleyi CCMP1516 is the source of this 1905-nucleotide messenger RNA. RefSeq lists its product as hypothetical. NCBI's taxonomy places the organism in Eukaryota, Haptophyta, Isochrysidales, Noelaerhabdaceae. The coding region runs from base 1 to 1905 and encodes 634 amino acids. The record is from RefSeq and is a predicted model, not a curated record. The transcript is spliced from 3 exons.
AUGCAGAUCGAGCACGAGGAGGAGAGCCGAAUGCAGAUCGACGAUGAGGAGAGCUGCGCGCUCGGCGCCACAUCCUCGCCGCAGCCGUCGGACGCCAGCGCCACCCUCGCCACUGCGGCGCCCGCCCGAUUCGACGUGACGCCCGCCGCCGCUGAAUCUCCCGACGAGUCGCUUCCGGACCUACUUCAGCAGCACGCUGCAAAUUUGCUGCAGCAGUUGGACGCUGAGGGGGAGAUUCCAGACGGCCUCCCCGUCAAGGUUGGAAGGGACACGCCAUCGUGUAUCGAUGCCGCGCUCGAGCACGAGCGCACUAAGGAGCCGCUCGGAUCGAUCCUCCGUCGGCGCGGGUCCCUUGACAAAAACACGCGGCAUGUCACAAAGUGGCUGCCUGCGGUGCGGAGGCUGCUUGAGUGCGGCGUGCUGCAUUUUGGCCCCGUCGGACCGACUGCGGAGCAGGCUGCGCUGCGAGAGCGGUACGCCGAGCUGGUCACGCAGUCGCGCCGCGCUCUCGUAGAGGCGAAGCUGCCUCGGCGUCGCGGAAACGGCGGCGACGUCAACGGCUCGCGGCCGUUCUUGGACUGCUUCGAGCCCGCACUCACCGCCGCCGUCCGCUUUCGAGCGGGCGACGCGAGCUCCGCAGAGCAGGCGGCUGCCGACUGCGGCGUCACGAAGGGGGCGGUGCUCUUCUGGGACGAGCAGCUAGAGUGGGCGGCAGACCCGGCUAAGCGGCAGCGCGUCUUCGCAGUGCCGCAGCCCUCUCGGGACGCGGCUGGCGAGCCGAGCGGCGUCGAGGCGAGCGGCGGCGGCGAGGCGAGCGGCGGCGGCCCGCCUGCCGCUGGAGCUGGAGAUGCGGCUGGCGAGCCGAGCGGCGGCGAGGCGAGCGGCGGCGGCCCGCUUGCGGCUGGAGCUGGAGAUGCGGCUGGCGAGCCGGCCGGGCUGCGCGAUGAGGGGCAGCAGCUGCGCGAGGAGGUGCAGCGGCUGCACGCAGAGGUGCAGCGGCUGCGCGCAGAGGGGCAGCGCUCUGAGUCGCUCUCGAGCGAGCUCGAGAAGCUGCAGCUCCUCCCACGGCCAGGGCCGCCGCCCGGGCUCCCCCGCUGGAGGUUUGGGCCCGAUACCGUUUGGGACCGGCCGGUCCGGAAGCACUGCAGCGAGAUUGCCCUCGGAACGUUGGAGUUCGGCGCCGGGAUCGUGACCUUUGAGCGGGACGAGAUUCGAUGGACCUUCUCCAUGCCGGAAUCCCACUCGUCUCACUGCUUCCCGUGGCCCUCGUGGACGCUGAAGCUGAGGACUGCAAGUCUCUGCUCCGCGUCCGCGAGCGACAUCGACUUCGACCUCUCCCUGCGCGGCUUUGUGGACGUGCCGUUGGACUUGCGAGGCUACGACCUUUCCUGGGAGUUGUGCCGUUUUGCUCCCAGGACGUCGCCGACCACUUCAAUCGGCACGUCCAUCGCCGACCACUACGACCCCUUCUCCCAGCCCGGCUCGGCCAAGAGCUACAUCCGCCUCCGGUUCGACAGCAGCAACGACCGCCUCGAGGCGCUCGAGGCUGUGCCGAGGAUUCGCGAAAUUCUCCGACUAACAAUUAUGACGGACGACUGUGGCGGCUACUAUUGGGGGCCCUUCCACCCGCGCGCGCAAGAUGAGCCGUGGAUGGCCGCAGAGCGAGAGAGGCGCGGACGGAGAGACGAGCGGUACGACCCGGCAGCGGUAGCGCGUUUGUGGGAGGAGGGCGAGAGGGCCAGAGAGGAAGCGGGAGAGGCAAGCGCAGCCGCGGCGUCGCGGCCCGCAGCGUCACCGCGGCAGGGCGCGGAGCCGGAGAGGCAAGCGCUGUCGGCCUUCUUCGACUAUCCGGCAGCGCAAGCUCUCGCCGGCUGUCAGGCCUCGUGGAACCCAGCUGGGGUCUAG